This is a messenger RNA of Salvelinus fontinalis (brook trout), 5279 nucleotides long. Its product is annotated as V-set and transmembrane domain-containing protein 2A-like. Bases 568 to 1275 code for a protein of 235 amino acids. The record is from RefSeq and is a predicted model, not a curated record. The transcript is spliced from 5 exons. Lineage: Eukaryota; Metazoa; Chordata; Actinopteri; Salmoniformes; Salmonidae.
AGUGACAACCCACCCAGUCUCUUAAAUGAUUUGGCAUGUUUUGGUUGUGGAGAAAAGUGAGGAGCUAUUUUGCUCUCCUCACACAAAUCUCUCACACAAAUCUUGUCAUGAAUGCUAAAAUUAUUACUAGCUUUCAAAAUCGUUUGUAGGCUACUCCCGCUGCUAUGUUUGAUAAUGACUUUACUAUAUUACAUAUUUUUAAGUCUAGACUAGUGCAAUUUGAAAUUAUGUGGAAAACGGGCUUUGAAAAAGUGUAGAGGUGUGUACACCAAGCACACGAUAGGGAAACUGCACACUGACGUUGCAUGAAUAGCCACGUACUGUACCGAGAGCAGAGAACAGAGGCUAUUAUUUUUUACAACACCUUGUGCAGAGCGCGCAGUCACCAGUCUCGCUCUCUCUCUCUCUGCAAAGCUAACAACUUCAGGAGCCUUGCUAUUGUUCCAGCAUGUUACAUAUUCGCCAUUCUGUGUCCAAGCAUAUCGGCCUGGCAACAGUUUAAUUUGCUGAGCAGUUUUGGAAGAUCGUUUUUUUUUCUCUCGGCUGAUGUGACAUUAUCCAUCUGUAAUGAUGUGGACCUCUCAGGACUUUAUUGGAUUCGUUGUAUUGUCUAGUUUAUGUAUACAAUUUGGAUUCUGCUUUGAAGGAAAGUUUACGGAUAUCCCCUCCAAUCUAACGGUAAAAGAAGGUCAAAACAUUGAAAUGGCGUGCGCCUUCCAGAGUGGAACCACGUCAGUUUACUUAGAGAUUCAAUGGUGGUUUAUAAGAGCACCAGAAGAACCCAGCAGCGAGGAGGAGGAGGAUGAUGAGGAAGAGAUGGAAAUGAUACCAGAGCCGGAUCCAGACAAUGAAGGGACUAAAAUAAGUACGGUGAAGGUACAGGGAAACGACAUCUCCCACAAACUGCAGAUUUCCCGGGUGGGAAAGAGUGACGAGGGCCUGUACGAGUGCAGAGUCACCAACGCCAACUACGGAGAGCUGCUGGAGUACAAGGUCCAGGCCUACCUGAAGGUGAACAGCACCCGGCCCCGCAUCAGGCUGGCCAAGAAGACAUCCCCCUUGUCACACCUGACAGCUGAUAAGAAGCCACGCAAGACAGGCGCCACAGCAGCACAGGACAGCAUGAGCCCCGACCUGAGGGUUCGCUCUACCUCCAGCUCUCAGACAUCAUCAGCCAGGACAAUCAAACAGAGUUCAGGCACGAGGAUAGCUACAAGCUGUGGACUUGCCAUCCUGAUUCUUGCCUGUGGCUUCGUGAGGGAUACCUUGCUAUAGUUUCAAGGACUGACUUUUUCCUCCGAGUAUCACUCCCUCUUCUCGAAGCGAAGGAGAAAAUGGCCUGUUAUUACCACCAAGCGGACGACACAGUUGGCCCUAAUUUUCCACUACUCUGCACCCAAUACAUUCUUAUUACCCGUUGUACCACAAGAGGCACCUUCUCAAAGGCCAGCGGCGGGAUUACCUGUUGUGCCGACGUUUCUUCAAUGCACCCAACAAUCGAAACAAAAUGGAAACUGACAUUGGCUCCUUGGAAUAUCUUUCACAGACCUUUAUUUUGAGAUUCCUGCAGUGAAUCUAUUGUGUCAUUGCUUAAAGUAAAAAAAAAUAUCUAUAUUUGUGUAUAUAUAAUAUCAGUAUAUAUAAUUGUUUUAUUUCAAACACCUGGAACUGUGUAUAGCUUACAUUCGCUAUGUUUUCACUAUUAUGUAACUACGUCACGCAAGGCUAUUCAUAGUCCUCUUAGAACAAAAGAGCUAGUCAAAUACAACAACAUGAUGUAGAGGCCUAGUCGGAUUGCUAAAUGAAGGCAACUCGACAAUGAAUUAUUUUAUCAUCCGUAUUGUGUGUAACUUGCAAAUACAGUUCUCGAACGUUGUUAUUACAGAUCACUUCUCAUUAAUGCUCACCUUCUUUACUUUUUACAAUGGUAUUUCUUCUGUUUACAAUUAUACUUAUUUUCCGUCCCUUCUCAUUUCCUAUAUUAUGAUUCAUGAACAUGUCAAUGUCCAUUAUGUGACCAUGCCAGCAGACUAUUCAUUUAAAUUGGCCUGCACUAAUAUUGUACAAAGGCAUUCAUAGUCAUGCUUCACGUACAGUACAGCUCUCCUAUUUAAAUGUUCUACCAUCACAGAGGAAAAAAGGACUGAGUAUCAAGGUACUGCUGUAGUCUAUUGUUCAGGGACACUAUCUUUAUGUAAAGAAUCUUACAUUAGCCAAGAAGACAUCUUAUACCGUUUUGAUGGUGCAAUGAUUCCCCCAAUGAUACCUAGAAGAUAGGUUUCUUAUCUAUGACACAAACGUAAGGAUGAGGAAAGACUCUAUAGGUCUUGUGAUUAAAGGAAACGGGUUUUAAAAUUGCUCUCGCUCUUAUCCCUUCACAAUGUUCGAUUGACACAAUGCUUUGACAAUCUGACCUCUUGAUUCAGAACCCGUUAGCAGACGUCAUGGAUUUUACCGUUAUUUUAACUGUUAAUAGAAGUAGGAGCUUUCUAAGUAUCUCUUCAUUGUUCCAUAAACAUUCACCACUUUGAAUAAUUACCAUUAACUAAAUGGAUGCAUCGAUGCUAUGUUGCAUUAUUGUUACGUAAAGUGACCACUGGACAUAUUCCCCCAUAAAUACAGAUUACGGAUCUUAAUUUGAGACAGUUUGCUACAGCAGGAAACUAAUCCUUCAGCAGCAGGACAUUUGAUUUAUUAUAUGGUUUAUAGUUAAUGGACAUUUUCAAAGUGUAAAAUAGAAAUCUUUUUAAAACCUCAAAUACACUACACGUAGUAAGUUCCCCUGCUACAGGGUGAUCACAUUAAAGAUCAUACAUCUGUACUGUUUGAAUGGGUGGAAUUGUUCAUUGAUGCAGUAACAGUGCUUCAGAUCUGCCAUUCAGUUGAGUUGAAGAGGGAAGCCAAAGACUGAAGAGAGUCUCCAUUGUAAAAAUGUAUCAUGCAACCAAAGACAUUGGCUAUAUGUCCAUAAAAUAUGGCGUUCACCAACAUCGAUCUCUUUGCUCAUACUGUAGCCUAGUGCUCUCACAUAUUGUUCCAAUUUAUUUCCAAUCUGGUCUUACCCAGAUUCACAACGCAACAUCUGUCCAUUUCUUCAAAUCCUGUUUAAAAUAAUAUCAUUUUGUACUUACUGGGAUGGAAUUAUUCAAGGUAUUGGAAGUGCCUACACAUUUUAGGGGCCACAAAGAAGCACCAUUUUGCUGAAAGUCUCAAUAGGCUUUUUCCACAGUUAAGAUAGUCCAGUCUGCUGUACAGAUCAGUGAGAGGAUCUAAACUAGGGUUUCCGAAACUGUGUGGGGGGGGGUGCACCACUUGGGGUCCCGAGGAAAGCGUUUGGGAAAGGCUGAUCUAAACCUGUUGAUUCAGCAAUUGGAGUUAGCUGACAGAGCAUACCGGAGGAUCCACCUAGAGACAUAUCCUGAUCAGCAACUAUUGUCAGAGUACAAGAUGUGUAGGCCAAAUAUUUAAUCUGCACUGUUCCAGUGGUGCCCAGGAUGACAAAACUCAGUCUAGCAAGGCUGUGUCAUGCCACUCAACCUCAAAUCAAUACUAGGCUAAAUUCCAUUGAGUAAAGUAACAUCAUAACUAUUUAAAUUAAUCCUAAAUGUUCAGUUUUUAAAAAGAAGAGUUGACAUCUGCUAGUAGAAUGUUUAUACUGUACAAGUUCUCUAGCCAGGGACUGGUGAAAUGAAUAGCAUAUUUGUGUGCACAGUUAUAAAGUGAUGCUCCAGAGCUUUUGUAUAAUUUCAGCCAGUCGUUUUUGAAAGUAGUGUUCACAAGCCAAAACGGGUCCCCGAAAACUGUACGCAGUUGUGUACUAUGUCAUCCAUUUCGUAUGAUGUUACGCUGUGCAAAAAUAUUUAAUUUUGUUUUGCAAUUCAGAUGAUAUGUUAUGAAUUUGUACGUGCUUAAGAUCCCGAACUGCAUCUUUAAAUGAAUGCCUUCAGUUUGUCAAAUUCCUGUAUAAAAUUUAAAUAAAAAAAAUCUGUAAAACUUGUAAAUUAAAUAAUCAGCAUGUAACCUUUUUUAAUCAAAAUGUCUAAAAGCAGAGACAAGUGAUGUUCUGUAUUUGUAACAAUGUUGUCAUUUAUUCAUUUGCUAACAACAGGAAAUGGAAUUACGCAAUUCUUUAAAAAAAAACUUUAUUGACAGUUUGAUUCACCAUCAGUUACGGAGGACCUCUUCCAAUGGCAACUUACCUGUUGCACGGCCUACAGUACUUCAACUCACUGGAUUUUGUCAACAAGAAAUGGAACCAUUUCAGAGUAUCAUGGGUCAAGCAAAGUGAAUAUAUAUAAUUUGAAGGAUUGACAACAGUCAUUUAUUAAGGUAAUUGUAAAGUCUGACAAUUGUGGUGGCUUACAAGCAACAAAAGUCUCAGCCAUCAAACAAGCUAUUGGCAAUUCCACAUGAAGGAAUUAGGCUGAGACUCAGAUUUUUUACUUUAAAAUGUUUGCCAAACAAAAUCCAAUUGAUAUCAAAGUUUAAGAAUCCACAAUGACUACUUUUAAAAAUGUACAUUGAAAACUUGACCUUAAUACAUUUACUUGAAGAACAGUGCUGAUGCAAAGUAUGGUAACUGAAUGACGGUUUGUUCUGUUGGUGCCGUCAUUCUGUAACCAAACGUUGCAUCUGCACUGUUCUUCAAGUAAAUGUGUUUUUGUGAAAUUUCUGUGUAAAAGAAGUCAUUGUGCACAGAGUUGUGUUUAUUUUAAUAGGCAAGUCAGUUAAGAACAAAUUCUAAUUUUCAAUGACGGCCUACCCCGGUCAAACCCUCCCCUAAUUGUGCACCGCCCUAUGGCACUCCCGAUCACAGCCGGUUGUGAUAAAGCCCGGGAUCGAACCAGGGUCUGUAGUGACGAUUCUAGCACCGUUGCUCCACUCUGGAGCCCACUUUGGGAGUCGUAUGGUGUGUUAAACUUUGAAAUCAAUUGGAUUUUGUUUGGCAUACAUUUUUUAAGUAAAAAAAAAACUCAGUGUCAUUCCGUUACCGGGGAAUUUUCCGUACAAUGCAAUGACAAUUGAGUAGCACGAUCAGUUUCUGUUCUUUUUUUCUGAUCCAUUGUUUCAGGUCCACAUAGAUGUAUUGUCUCCUUAUCAUGAUUCAUCUCCAUGCAGUCUUGUCUGUUUGUUGAGCCGUCAAAUGUUAUGAACUGUAAUUUUAUUUUGAUUUGGUAGUGUGUGUGAAGCUUCUGUACUGGAACGUUGACACAGUUUGUAUUGUAAUGAUGAUAUCAGAAUACUAUUUAAAUAAAUCAUUUUCACAGACUGGAUUCAAA